Molecule: messenger RNA, 774 nt
Organism: Marasmius oreades (fairy-ring Marasmius)
Lineage: Eukaryota; Fungi; Basidiomycota; Agaricomycetes; Agaricales; Marasmiaceae
Exons: 2
Coding region: 316-579 (87 amino acids)
Source: RefSeq, a predicted model, not a curated record
CACCUCUUUCACCACAACUUCGUGCACCUUCAACGAUCAACAUCAUUACUCACCAACAAAAAUCCCAAUUUUAAUGAAGACGACGCCCCUUGUCAAAGAUCCAUCAAAAAAAUUAGCGAAGGAGGAAAACAAAGAGAUAGAGAGGAAGGAGAAGGCAAAACAGGCGGCAGCGAGGUAUCGAGUACGGUGCGUCAAAUACUUGCGAUUUUAACAACAUUGAAUUAUACAGUGUUGUUUUAUAUAUACACUUAUAACUAGAAAUGACCAUCGUGUGCGAGAACGAGCGCAAGAACGAAUGCAACGGUAUGGCUUUCGAUGCGAUACUUUCCAUCAUCACCCAAAUUGCAUCGACCAUUCAACCUUUCUCAUAAUUCUCGUGGUCACAUCUUGAUUCUCAAUCUUAUUAGAAAGAGGGCGUCCAUGUCUGAAGAGCAGAAAUUUGAGGAGAAAAGACGACGAAAGGAGGCGAACCAGAAGUAUUACUUGAAAAACCGGGAACGACUUCUGGGUGAUGCUCGCACUAAACGUUCAAGGUGUAUAUGGCAUCUUGUGGAUAUAGCGAUUGUUGACCCAUCUUAAGCACUUUUAUAUCGAAAUACGGCGAGACCGCCUACUGGAACAACUACGAAGUUCGUCUGUGGCCUUACAAAAUUGGCUUACUUGGUAAAAAAGAGAAGAGGGAUCCAAUGGAUGGAGUUGUCGAGUAUCUACCCUGAAAGUUAGACUUCAAAUUACAACUUUCUCAACCAUAGUUGAUCAUCUUCUAGAGAACAC